This is a messenger RNA of Varroa destructor (honeybee mite), 772 nucleotides long. RefSeq lists its product as uncharacterized. The record is from RefSeq and is a predicted model, not a curated record. Lineage: Eukaryota; Metazoa; Arthropoda; Arachnida; Mesostigmata; Varroidae.
AAGCGUCCAACUAAACUUCGAAGAAAUGCGAAAUUAGCUCCGCUGAAAGUGGCCGUUAUAGUAGGCGAUCGCAUAAACCGAACUGAGAAUCGUCGCGCAAGGUCGGACUAAAGAUGCUGGUGUUUGCUACACAUCGCUGGAUGGCACUUGCCGUUACUUUUCUUUUCAUCGGAUCCUGUCAUGGAAUUCUAAAGCGACUUUGCGAUAUCACGAGUGAUCAGGCUCGCCAAAUGGUGAUUCGUUGCGCAAGGCAAAAUCUAGCGGAUGAUAUUAGAAGGACCUUUGAGCUACGAUUCCCUGAACUCGGCACAACGGAAAUGGAUCCCGUGAACCGCAUCUGUGAGGAGUUUUCUAGGGACCCCAAUUACAAGUUGACCUUCGCUAAUGCUCAACGGGUGGUCAGCGUCAUUUCAUCACACGGGAUGUUGUGUCAACACGUGUAGACGAGGAUGAAGACAUCCGUAGCAUAGAAAAUACCAUCUCGACAUGUAUAACGGAGGAAAGUGGCAGAUUCAGCAGCUAAUGUAAUAACUCGAUCGCCUUCUCCGCGGAGUGCUUUGGCAACAGACGAAACAUUGAAGAAUCUCUGCGUAUUGAAUAAAUAAAACCGAAACGAAGUCAUACAUAAAAGCCACAAGUGAUUAGAGAGCGCACGAACACAUGAAAGGCACAAAAAUCUCACGACAAUAAACAGAUAUUCCAAAAAAUGCAGGGUCCACAGGGUCCUUUUAUUGUUUGAAUAGCGCUUCGUCGACCUCUAUAGCGUAUUAGA